GUGAAGGGCUUCAUAUUUUACACAACCACCUUCCUCUUGGCCCUGCCGCUGUUUGUGAUCAUGCUGCUGUUGGCCCCAUUCGUGGCAGCCUUCGACAAGCACAGGCGGCUGGCCCAGCAUUUUGUGAACAACAUCUGGGCCAAGGUCUCCACCAUUCCCUACUAUGGUGUGGAGAUCGUGGGCAAAGAGAAUUUACCGGCAGCAGAUACACCAGCGGUGUAUGUCUCCAAUCAUCAGAGCUUUUUGGACAUCUUCACGCUGUUCCACUUGGACAGGCCCUUCAAGUUUGUGUCGAAGACUCCAAACUUCUUCAUCCCCAUUGUCGGCUGGAGCAUGUUCCUCACAGGACACAUUAAGCUGAACAGGAUUGACAAGAGGAGCCAGAUCAAGUGCCUCGGGGACUGCAAAGACCUGCUCGCCAAGGGAGCAAGCGUUCUCUUCUUCCCAGAAGGGACCCGCAGCAAGGACGGCAAGAUGGCUGAGUUCAAAAAGGGCGCCUUCUCGGUGGCUUCCAAGGCAAAGGUGCCAAUCGUGCCAGUGACGCUGAUAGGCACCGGCCACCUCAUGCCCAACGGACAGGAGGGCAAGAUGUACAAUGGCCGCGUGAAGAUGAUUGUGCACCCGCCCAUCGCGCCCGGCAGCCCGGACGCCACCAUGGAGCAGGCCAGGGCCCAGAUCGCAUCCGCGCUACCGGCCUGA
This is a messenger RNA of Coccomyxa subellipsoidea C-169, 699 nucleotides long. Its product is annotated as glycerol-3-phosphate 1-acyltransferase. The record is from RefSeq and is a predicted model, not a curated record. The annotation marks the transcript as partial. Gene Ontology annotation, biological process: phosphatidic acid biosynthetic process. Gene Ontology annotation, molecular function: 1-acylglycerol-3-phosphate O-acyltransferase activity. NCBI's taxonomy places the organism in Eukaryota, Viridiplantae, Chlorophyta, Trebouxiophyceae, Coccomyxaceae. The transcript has 6 exons. Gene Ontology annotation, cellular component: membrane.